Messenger RNA from Ogataea philodendri, 237 nucleotides. RefSeq lists its product as uncharacterized. Lineage: Eukaryota; Fungi; Ascomycota; Pichiomycetes; Pichiales; Pichiaceae. The transcript has a single exon. The coding region runs from base 1 to 237 and encodes 78 amino acids. The record is from RefSeq and is a predicted model, not a curated record.
AUGACAACCAGGGUGUACUUCCAAACAAGACAGAACCAAAGGGUUGCCACGAUAGACCCGAUAAACGAGAUGGUGAACCAGAGACGUUCUUUGGAAAUCAAAUGGGCGGUAAACUUGGACAAUCCGUUCAUGAAGGCGAACGAGGUCAAAAAUAAGAUUGAUCCGAGCGACCAUAGCACGGCAAACUUCCGGGGCUUGAGGGAUAGUAAUGGGAGUAGAAUAAGACACAGGCCGUAG